GAACAUUGUCUGGUUUCAGGUAACUAGUGUGGAAAUUUCCCUGAGCUAAUAAUGGCAACAUCACCAGUUACUGAUCUGAGGAUUGUGCUGCUUGGAAAAAACGAAGAUGAGAAAACAAAACUCAGUGAUUUCAUGAUAGAAAACUGUCCUCAUUCUUCAAAGAAAGUAAAGUCCUUUGAUAUUGUUUAUGGGGAACGAAUGGGCAAACCUUUCACCCUGAUAAAAACAGGCAACAUCCUCAGUCUGCCAGUGGAAAGAGUCAGUCAUGACAUGAAGAUGUGUGCGACUCUCUGCCCACCUGGACCAAACGUCCUGCUGCUGCUGGUGAAGCCGUCAGACUUCAGCAUGUCAGACAGACAGAAUCUGAACUUUGUCCUGAGUUUUUUUGGGAAAGACGCUUUUAAUUAUGCAAUAGUCAUCAAAACCGAAAAUUAUGAGCGAUGGAGGUUUUCUGUGAACCUACUUGAGAGAGAAUGUGGAACAAGAAUUCACAAUGUAAAUUUAGAUGAAACUGAUUUUUCUGCUGAUAAUCUUGAAGAACUGAUGAACAAAAUGGAGAAUUUGGUGAGGGAGAACAAAGGACGACAUCUAACCUUUUCUGGAGACAUGGAUCCUAUGGAUCCUCCUCAAUCUGUAAAACCCCAACUGAACCUGGUCUUGUGUGGAAGACAUGCAUUCAAGAAAGCUUCAGUAGCUCGCGCCAUCCUGGGAGAAAAUUAUUCUGGUGAUUCAGAUAUUAUUAGAAAUCAGGGAACUGUCUGUGGGCAUCAGGUGUCCAUAAUGGAGCUUCCUGCUCUGUAUGGGAGACCAAAGGCAGCAGUGGUGAAAGAAUGCUAUAAAUGUGUUUCCCUUUGUGACCCUGAAGGCGUCCACGCCUUCAUUUUGGUCCUCCCAUUGGACUGUCCCUCUGAGGAAGACAAGAAGGAGCUGGAAACCAUUCAGGACAUCUUUAGUUUAGGAAUCAAUAAUUUCACUAUGAUUCUUUUUACUGUGGAGGCAACCGACAAACAUUCUGCAGCGCUGAAGUUUCUGAGGGAAAAUAGAGAUAUUCAAGAUCUCUGUCAGAAAUGUAAGGAACGAUAUAUGGUCUUCUACACCAAGAAUCAGAUCUCUGAAGUGCUGCUAUGUGUCCAAACAAUGACAAAAUUAGGAACAAGAAGUUUUACUAAAAAUAUGUUCCCCAAGCCUCCGUUCAACUCUGGGACCAGUUUCAAUGAGUACAGACCGAAUCCACAGAAGGUGCAGAGGAUGCAGUAUCCAUUCAGGGAUCAGGGUCUACAAAAUGACUCUGGAUCAGGGAUGAUGCAGAUCCUAACUAUAAAUCAAAAUCCAUUCAUGUCGCAGAGUACAGAGCCUCUCCGUAUGGUGUUGAUUGGGAAGACUGGUUGUGGUAAAAGUGCCACUGGAAAUACCAUCCUGGGCAGGAAGUGCUUUUCGUCAAAGGUUUGUCAAAAAUCAGUGACAAGUGCUUGUCAGAAAGAGACAGGAGAGGUCAAUGGUCGUCCUAUUGCUGUGGUGGACACACCAGGACUGUUUGACACAUCUUUGCCUAAUGACCGAGUCAAACAAGAGCUGAUAAAAUGCAUCAGCUUGUUGGCCCCCGGACCUCAUGUCUUCUUACUCGUCCUGCAGAUCGGACGCUUUACAAAGGAGGAAAAAGAAACCGUGGAACUGCUCAAGGAUUUCUUCGGAGAGAAGUCAGUGAACUUCAUCAUUGUUGUGUUCACCAGAGGAGACGAACUUAAAGAUCAGACAUUUGACAGCUACUUAAACGAAAGCGAGGAAUUUGUCGAAAGGCUGAUCACUGAUUGUGGGGAGAGAUAUCAAGUCUUUAACAAUAAUGACCAAGAGAAUCGAGUUCAAGUUACAGAGCUCCUCGACAAAGUGGAGGCAAUGCUAAGGAGAAAUGGUGGAAGCUACUACAGUUCAAAGCUCUUCAGAGAGGCAGAAGAAGCCAUACAGGAGGAAACCAAGAAGAUACUGACAGAAAAGAACAAAGAGCUGAAGAAAAAGAAAGAAGACUUUAAAAAAGAACUUCACUAUAAAAUGCAAAAUAAGAGAACCACACAAACAAAAAAACUGGCCAAGUCUGAACAAGGAUCAGAACAGAGCGCCCAAAGGGUCAGGGAGACAGAGGAGAAAUGUAUGAGGGAGGAAGAGAAGAUGAAGAUGGAAAAAAGAAGAAGAGAAGAAGAAGAGAAGAAGAAGAAAAGGGAAGAUGAGAUGCAAGAACACGAGUUUGAGCAAAAAUAUGAAACCCUGCAGAUGAAACAGCGAUCGAGCAAAAUAUUUGCAGAGAGAGUUUUAUUAACGCAAAGCAGAGAAGACAUGAGGAAAGAAAGAGAAGCUUGGGAACAAGAACGGAAGGAAUGGUGGGAAAACAGACAUCGUGAGGACAUACAGAGACAAGAAGAUGAGCAGAAACGACUCCAAAAGCUAAGAGAAGAAUAUGAAGAGGAAAAGCAUAGAUAUGAAACAAAAAGGAGAGAAGAAGAACAAAUCCGAAGGGAACAAGAGGAAAUCGAAUGGAGAGAAGCAAGAGAAAUGUUUCGCAAGCAAAUGGAGGAAUUAGAGAGGAGAAAUUAUGAGGACGCUAGAAAACAAGCAGAACAAUGCAAUGAUUUCAGGAACAAGUACUCCGGCGAUGUCUUGGCUGAGAUGAAAAAAAUUGGGAAAGAAAUAAAAGACUUGAAGCAGAGGGAGCAGGAAAAAAAUGAACAAAUGAUAAAGCAGCUGAUUAAAAACAAAGCAUACCAGAAAAGUUUCGACAAGCUGUUGAAAAACCAUGAGGAAGAAAUAAACAAACUGAAAUCAUCACUUUGUUUCCACAGUGAGACAUAUAUCAAAAACAGAAUAAGUGAGCUGAAGGAGACCCACCACGAGGAAAUAAAUGAGUGGAUACAGGAACAGGUGAAAAAGGCUGCAGAGAGGAAAAUGUGCAGCAUUUCAUGACACUUUCUUUCUCCCUGAGA
Poecilia latipinna (sailfin molly) is the source of this 2972-nucleotide messenger RNA. RefSeq names its product GTPase IMAP family member 8-like. The transcript is spliced from 2 exons. Bases 52 to 2952 code for a protein of 966 amino acids. Gene Ontology annotation, molecular function: GTP binding. The record is from RefSeq and is a predicted model, not a curated record. Lineage: Eukaryota; Metazoa; Chordata; Actinopteri; Cyprinodontiformes; Poeciliidae.